UAUCUUACGUGUAUAUCUAUCGUAUAUUCGAGAACCUUUGAUGUUAUCAAAUCAAUAUUUCUUACUAUACUAACAAUUUUAUAAUUUAUUUCACGAUAGUGACUGAUAAUCAAUGAAAUUCGGCCUAUUCAUAGGCUUUGUAUAAAAACCGGAUCAUGUAAUUGAACGUCAACAUUCCAUAAGCCGUGAAUUUUCAAAUAUAUUUCGCCAUAUGUAACGAUAAUUACAUACAUUAUGCUUAAAACUGUGAUUCCUCUUAAUUAUGAGACAAUGUUUUGUUAUGAAAAACGGAACAGAUAGUUUAAAUUUCAGGCGAUAUUGGAAAUUAUUAUUAUGGUCAAGGACAUCCUAUGAAGCCGCAUCGCAUAAGGAUGACGCACAAUCUACUUUUGAACUAUGGUCUUUAUAGAAAGAUGGAAAUAUAUCGGCCUCAUAAAGCAACUGCAGAUGAAAUGACAAAAUUUCAUAGUGAUGAAUACAUUAGAUUUUUGAGAUCAAUACGGCCAGAUAAUAUGUCAGAAUACAACAAGCAAAUGCAACGAUUUAACGUAGGAGAAGACUGCCCUGUUUUUGACGGUUUGUAUGAGUUUUGUCAAUUAUCAGCUGGUGGAUCUGUAGCUGCUGCUGUGAAGCUCAACAAGCAAGCUUCAGAAAUUUGUAUCAAUUGGGGUGGUGGUUUACAUCAUGCGAAGAAGAGUGAAGCUUCUGGUUUUUGUUAUGUAAAUGAUAUUGUACUUGGAAUCUUGGAAUUACUGAAAUAUCAUCAGAGAGUUUUGUAUAUUGAUAUUGAUGUUCAUCAUGGUGAUGGUGUAGAGGAAGCUUUUUAUACAACGGAUAGAGUGAUGACAGUCUCAUUUCACAAAUAUGGAGAGUAUUUCCCUGGAACGGGAGAUCUUCGUGAUAUUGGAGCAGGAAAGGGAAAGUAUUACGCGGUUAAUAUACCUUUAAGAGAUGGUAUGGAUGACGAGAGCUAUGAAUCAAUCUUCGUCCCUAUUAUCUCAAAAGUUAUGGAAACGUUUCAGCCUUCUGCUGUUGUUUUACAGUGUGGAGCUGAUUCAUUGACAGGCGAUCGAUUAGGAUGUUUUAAUUUGACCGUGAGGGGUCACGGCAAAUGUGUUGAAUUUGUAAAAAAAUAUAAUUUACCGUUUUUGAUGGUCGGUGGUGGUGGUUAUACCAUCCGAAAUGUAUCCAGAUGUUGGACAUAUGAAACAUCGGUAGCUCUUGGUUGCGAAAUUGCUAAUGAAUUGCCGUACAAUGAUUACUUUGAAUAUUUUGGUCCCGACUUUAAAUUACAUAUUAGUCCUUCAAAUAUGGCAAAUCAAAAUACUCCUGAAUACUUGGAGAAAAUAAAAACAAGGCUCUUCGACAAUUUAAGAAUGCUACCUCAUGCACCUGGCGUACAAAUCCAGGCAAUACCAGAGGAUGGUGCUGUUAUUGAGGAUUCGGAAGCUGAAGAAAAGGUAAAUCCGGAUGAUAGAUUGCCUCAACGCGAUCUAGAUAAAAGAAUACAACAUGAAAAUGAAUAUAGUGAUAGUGAAGAUGAAGGCGAAGGUGGGCGAAGAGAUAAUAGAUCAUAUAAGGGAUCUAGAAAGCGGCCCCGUUUAGAAAAAGGUCAAGAAGCCAUGGAUAUUGAUAUAAAGAAAGAAGAAGAUAUAAAGACAGAACCGAAAGAUAAUGAAAAGGAUGAAAAAAUAAACCCCACAAAUGAGGAAACCAAGAAAGAUGGUGGCGCGAAUCCCUGAUAGAUGAUUGCCCCGGAGCAUCUGAGAAAAUGGAGAAACUCUUAUUUAAAUUAAGUAAUGAAUAAGUUUAAAUAACUUACAUAAUGGCAGCACAUAAUGUGCAUAAAUAUCUGCUGCCUCUACCUCGCGCGCGCCCUUUAAUUCAAAAUCAUGUUUUUAUUGAAAAUCUUGAAAAUGUUUAGAUAUUUAGAAAUAUCAGUUUCAUUCACGAAGCGUCAUCCAGCUUCGUCGAAAUUGCACGUAUGAGCGUGUAUGUAGCUUAUAAUAUCCUGCAAUUUAGACCGUUGGGAAUCUUGAAGCGUAUUUGUGAAUAUUUUCAAAUAUGUUUCUCCAGGAGGUGAUUGAAAGUAUCGCACAAAGAUUAAAGUACCCAGCAUUCACGGAACUAAGAGUGUCCCGCGAUCAAUUCAUCAGAAUUUUAUAAUCUGACCAUGGUUUUUUUAAAUACAUAUUUGUUUGUGAUUUGUCAUUUCAACUUAUAACUCAAUUAAUUUUCAUACAAGAUAUCAUUCAUGAUAAAUCGCGACUGUUACAGGAUUUUAUAUAAAUAUUCUAAGGAUUUUACAUACAUACAUACACAUAUGAAUAUUCCAAGAUUGGGUUAUAAAAUAUUGAUGGUCUGUUUAGAAUAUGAAAUUCUAUUGCUCGAAUGCUACAAUCAAAUUCAUAUAUAAAAUACAUAGAACGAUACGUAUGUAAAUGCAUGUUGAUAAUAUGCGUUUUAUUCAUAUGCGACAUCAUUUCAUACGUGUUAUUGCUCUCGCGAUUGAUUAACUGCUCAACAGAGAUCAUAAUUUAUGUACUAUAGUUGGAACAAGCUUAUUCCUUAAUCCUCGCUCUUAAAAAUCAUAUGUUAAAUUUGUUCGCUUCCUAUUCUUGUACAUAAUACGCAAAUUGAUCUUAAGGGAAAUUGAUCUUUGCAUGCAAUAAUUAUACUGUAAUGAUAAUCUUUAUGAAAAUGUAAAGUACUAUGUAUCUUACAUUACUCAAAAGAUUAACAAAUAUUUUGGUCAUCCUUCUAUUUUAUGAAUUGCAGUAAUAUUAGCUCGUAAUAUAUUUCAGAAAAAAAAGGCUAGAUGAAAUAACUGUAAUCUAACAGAAUUGACAGUUUAUAUCUGUUGGAUUACACUUUCUAGCAAACUUGUUACUAGUUAAUUUACUGAUUAAAUAAAUUAGAGAGAUGUCUAAGAAAGAGAUAUCCUUCUGAUAUUUUUGAGUAAUGUAUAUGUAAGAGAGAAAUAAAAUCGACAAACAGAAACGAAAUUGAAAAGAAAAUGUAAGACUAGGGCAGUUGAGAAAUUAUGUAAUCAAUUUCGAAUAUAUAAUUGUAGUAUCUUAAACGUACAUUAGGUAAGAUUUAUCUUAAUUUAUAUUUAUAUAUAAAAGGGAAAUAUGAAAAAAAAAUUAUUCAUGGCGUCUAAAUCAAUCUUUGUAACAAGAACUCAAAGACAUGAUGUCAUUUCAAAAGUCAAGUUUGCAUAUGUAGAUUGAUGAAAGUUUUAUUACAAAAUCUCUAUAUUAUGUUCUCAUUACUCAUUUACGAGAGCAAUAAUUAUGUACUGAUCAUUUUAUGUACAUAAAAUUCGUCCUCCUUUCUACAAUGCCAGAGUACUCAAUCAGAUUGUACUAGCGACCGUUGUCGGUUUUACCUGUAAUAAUCUGUAAUAUGUAAUUGAUCGACAUGACACACGAAAGCAAAUUCAUAAAGGAUAUUUCGUGUAUUUCAUGUAAGUCAAUUCGAGAUACAGUACAGAUCAAGUAUUAGGUAUUUAUGUCCACACAUAAGAGUACAUAUAUGGACGUUUUUAAAUAUUUAUAAUAAAAAAAUAAAGAAAUCUAUAUAUGUA
Pogonomyrmex barbatus (red harvester ant) is the source of this 3589-nucleotide messenger RNA. It is a transcript of the gene HDAC1, whose product is annotated as histone deacetylase 1. Lineage: Eukaryota; Metazoa; Arthropoda; Insecta; Hymenoptera; Formicidae. The record is from RefSeq and is a predicted model, not a curated record. Gene Ontology annotation, molecular function: histone deacetylase activity. Gene Ontology annotation, biological process: heterochromatin formation. Gene Ontology annotation, cellular component: NuRD complex.